AUGUCGCCGCAACUGAUUGUGUAUCCACCGCCCAACACCGGUUCGACUGUCUCGCACGAGGAUGAUAUUCCGCCUCAGCCACUGGACCUGGACGACCAUGAGCCUAGCCGUGAGGGAGGCCUAGGUAUAUCCCAAACCAGUGACCCUGCUGCUGCCGACAACUGGCCCAAGUCUCCAGAUACUAUUGUCCCAAAUAAUGAGAGAAGGGAUGCCGUUGCUUUUCACAAACUCCCCAUCCAGGUACUGGAGAGAAUACUAUGGACGGUUGAUGCCAACAGCUUUGCCUCGUUAGCCAUACUGAACAAGAACUGGUACAAGGCUGCCCAAAAUCGAGAACUUUAUGCUCAUCAUCUGUCUCGUUGUCCAUCAUAUGCCUUGUCCAACACUGUCAUCACCGGUCCGUUUAGGAAAUUUGACCUGUACCGGCUCAAGACAAAAUUCGCAGCGGAGGUCCGCCGUAAUCUGUUCGAGGCAUACUUGCGACCUCGCCAGACUCUCGUCAAUCUAAUCUCUGUCAAUGCGAGUUCCUCUGCCGCCCUGCCUGGGGCAGAAGCUUUCCGCUUCUCCUUCUCACCAAACGGCCAAACAAUUCUCGCGCUCAGUUCGUCACGAAUAUACGUCAUCGACGCUGUCACCGAUCCUAUCACCGUGCGCCAUGAACUCAAGACAAUGAGACGACCUUUGGCUGCUUCAGUGACUGACGAUGGCACAACGUUAGCCGUCCUGUCCUCGAAACAUCAAGCGAACGUAUAUCAGUUGACACCAGAAGGGGUGAAGCAUGUACAGGUUUUGAUCAUGGACAAUCCGCCUAGGACAAUCGCCUUGGCUCCUGAAGGUACGGUUCUGGCUGCCGCGUAUGAAGGCGGGGUCGAAGUCUUUUCGCUUGCUGCAAAUGCCCUUUCUACGGACCGAAGAGCUGUACGAAGCGAAGGGGUUGAUAUGUUAAGCUUCUCCGGCGAUGGAUCGAUGCUUGUAGGCAGCACUCAGAGUCUGGAAGAGCCUUCAGCGGUUGUCAUUACUGCACCUUUCUACACGGAAAACGAUUUACCACCAAAGGAGGUUCACAGUCGCAUGUGGACCACCCAGAUUCUAUUCCCACAAAUUAGCAGCAUUUGCAGUCAUGCAGAACUGUUGCAGGGUCACACAGAAGGCGACGCGAACUGGCUUUUUGCUUAUGAUCAUACCCUCAUGUCCUACCGAGCCGUCCGCACUGAUGACACUCGAACCGGCGUCGCCUACUUCUUAAAUCCGACGACGAACAGACGAUUCAGCUUGCCGGCGCCGUCAACUGCGCCCACUGCGACUGUUUGCGGGACUCUUGUCGUGGCUGGAUUUGCUGGAAGUGGCCUGUGCAUUUACGGCGUUCCCGAAAAGUUAGAUUCCAGUCCGGAUAUGGGAUCGGUCGUUGAGCGGCACGAACAGCGUCUGCAAGGGAGGGUGCCGCUCACCUCUGCGACAGGCCAUAUUGAACCCUUGAUGGCGUAUUCACCUUCAAUAUCUGGAAGCAGCGAGGACAUUGAGGAUGACUCGUUGGCUGCAAAAGUUGAUUGGCGAGAAAGCCUGUUCGUCAAAUGCCAACAGAUUAAGACACUUGAUGGCGCCACAGCGGCCAAGUGGGUGGAAAGGUGCGAAGAUAGACCGUGCGCGUUCACAGGCAAGAGACUGGUAGUCGUUGCCCCUGGCGGUGUCGAUCAAUUUAUGGAAGAACUCGGAGACGAAACCAUGCCCGUGGAUGGCUCACGCCUCUCUAUACUCGAUUUUGACUAUUCGCCAUCGAAAGACGCAGAUCGAGAACUGACGAUCGAAGUGGGCGAAAAGGAGCCGGAGUUGCUCAUAGAACAAAUGGGUGAUAUGGAUAUUGAGGUGGCAAUGGAAAGGAGGCGGACAGUCAGAGAUCGCGCAAGAGGAGGGAUGAGAGGAGGGUUGCGAGGCGGUCUCGGCCGCUCCAUUACUACGGCCUCUGCGACACAUGGAUCACGCUUGAGAAGUGUCUCCCAGGCUUCCUCGCCGUUGGAUGUAGACGCACAAAUUGCAUUGGCCAACUCGACGCCCUUCCCUCCACCACAAGCCUCGCCGAACCUGCACAGAUCUGCCACAGCUGCUGGUUUCUCGACGGCACGAUAUCCACCUAGACCACCUCUGGCGCAGCAACAAGACGCUGCGAAUGCCAUCUAUCAGCGGCCGCCCGGGCCGCAGUUGGAUGGUUGGGAAUCACCACCUCCGCCAUAUACCACAGGGUCCCCCCACCUUCAACCCGGGAUGACGUUGGGUUCACCUUUAGUCCAAGCACGUCCGAUGGGAGGAAUGCCCAUCCCAUUGACAGGGAUUCCUGAGAACGGUCGUACUCCGCAAGUGCAUCCAGUUUUUGGACAUGGCAAUCCCAUGAAUUCACAGUUUACACAGCGUCUUCACUUGACACCUCAACCAAUCCAUGUGAUGCCGGAAAAUGUUGCUCCGAGGCAUGCUGUCGGUCAGUAUGGUGCGUCGGCCCCACCGGAUGAUCAAUCAUCAUAUGCUCCAGUACCUGAGCAGUAUCAACGUGCAAGCCCGGUUUCUCAGAUACAUCCAGCAAAUGCGCCGUUCGCCCCUUCCGUGUCGGGAGAUUCGUCGAGACCGGUGUCGCAUGAAGGCCGAGCGUCCCCUUAUCACCUCACUCCUGUCUCUCAGCGACCACAGACGGCUGAACGUCCGUCCCCUCUAAAUACCGCACAGCAUGUGCAGAAUCUUUCCGAUAUGGCCCCAGCGCACAAGCCAUCGUCGUCGGGGUCUGUCACACUGACCGGAGCAAAUCUGCAGGCUCGUCUCAAUCACCCUGUCCCGCCAACCCCGACUUCUCUUGAUGAAAUGCGUCUGUCACAGGCUUACGAACCUGCUAAUCAGCCGGUCGCGUCGCAACCCGCACCACCGCCCGUCAUUCAGGCUAAUGGGUCUUACAAUAUUGUUCCUCCGACAGCUGAUCAAAUGGCUAACCUUAAUCGUCGAGUCUCCUAUACCACACGAAAGCCGGUUCCACAAGUCGCCACCCAUGGGUCCAUCAAUCAAAAUACUGCGCCACGCAACGUUAGGGAUAGUACCGGCGUGCCUUCCUCACCACCGCGAGGCGCAUGGGGUGCCGCUGGAGUGCCAGGAUCUCCGUCCUUCAACAAGGCGAUCAAUACGCCUAACGGACUGACGAGAAAUAACUCCAAGGGCAGCGGCCAUUCAAUCCCAAUUUCUGCAUCUACGCCAAAUCUCCAUGCGCCGCCAGCGGUUCAGGCUCAACGACCGCGAAUGGGCAGACUCGACACCAUUGAUAGCGUAUCCACCUCGUACGGACCAGGUGAACCGGGGUCGAGAUCGCAUAGUGUCGCGCAAGAGAUGGCCCCCCCUAUGCCGCAUCCGCACCAAAAUCCAUACCUAACAUCGCAGACCCAAUCGGGACCGCAACAGCUAUAUCAACAAAUGCCAACCCAUCAAGCGCGAGUCUGGGCUGGAAGCGGGUUCAGUCCCAUCGAAAACGGCAAUAGACGGGUGUUAUCAGACCCAACCUCAGCGGAAUCGGGCAAGAAGAAAAAGGGGAAGAGGAAGAAAGUCGAUGAGGUGCCUAGAAGUCAAACGCCCAUGCCAACUAGUUCAGGGGGCGUCAAGGAGGGAGGAGGCGGUGGAAAGAAAGGGGGGAGAUGUGUGGUCAUGUGA
Molecule: messenger RNA, 3675 nt
Organism: Cladophialophora bantiana CBS 173.52
Lineage: Eukaryota; Fungi; Ascomycota; Eurotiomycetes; Chaetothyriales; Herpotrichiellaceae
Exons: 2
Coding region: 1-3675 (1224 amino acids)
Molecular function (GO): protein binding
Source: RefSeq, a predicted model, not a curated record